UCCAAACCUGAGAGGAUGACUUCAGAUGGAGCAUCUCCAUUGCCUGGACCAGAUAUGACCAUGAUACCUGGCACCGCCCUAUCUCCCUUCAUGGCACUUCCCUUUCCCCCACCUGCUCCUGGCCCACCAGACCAACCACCCUGGGAGCUGCCUGCACAGCCCCCUAUGCCUUCAGCUUUCCCUCCAGGCAACUCUUUGAUGCUCUCCGCUUUCCCUAGCCCAAUGUUGGUGACAGAGGAUGGGGGCCCUGGCCACAGUGGGGCUGGAGCUGGCAAAGUCAUUGUCAAAAUCAAGACAGAAGGGGGGCCAGCUGAGGCCUCUCAAACUCAGAACUUGAUCCUUACUCAGACUGCCCUCAGUUGGAUUGCCUCAGGUGCUCCCUCUGGGGGCCUCGAAGGUCCUCCUCCUCAGUUUGUGACAACUUCUAACAUGAAGACCUUUCUAGCUACUAAGGCUGUUGGAGUGAGCCAGGAGGGCCUCCUAGGCCUUCCUGCUCAGACUCCACCGUCAGCUUCCCAACUGGCUCUCCCUGUGUGCCCGGAAAACGCUUGGCCUGUGCCACAUGGGGCAACUGGAGGAGGUCUGCCAGCCACCCAAUCCCAGCCCUCACUGGGUGACCUCUCCUGUACCUCCAAGGGUGUUUAUGAGAACUUCCGACGCUGGCAGUGCUACAAAGCCUUGGCCCGGAUGCACUUAUCCCAGAGUCCUGAUGCAGAAGCUCUUUCCUGCUUUCUUAUCCCAGUGCUUCGUUCCCUGGCCCGGCUGAAGCCCACUAUGACCCUGGAAGAGGGACUGCCAAGGGCUGUGCAGGAGUGGGAGCGCACCAGCAACUUUGACCGGAUGAUCUUUUAUGAGAUGGCAGAAAAGUUCAUGGAGUUUGAGGCUGAGGAGGAGAUGCAGAUUCAGAACACACAGCUGAUGAGUGGGUCCCAGGCCUUGCCUCCUGCAGCCCCUCUGAAACUUGAUCCUCCAGGGCCCCUGGCCCCUGAGGUUUGUCAGCAGCCAGUGUACAUUCCUAAGAAGGCGACUUCCAAAGCACGGGCCCCCCGCCGGCGGCGGCGCAAAACCCAGAGGCCUCCAGUUCCUGAGGCACCCAAAGAGAUCCCACCAGAAGCUGUGAAAGAGUAUGCUGACAUCAUGGAAGGGCUGAUGGGGAGUCACUUGGCCACUGGGGAGUCAGAUGGAAGACAGGAAGAGGAAGAAGAGCAGCAGCAGGAGGAGGAAGGGAUGCAUCCAGAUCCAGACCUCCUGAGCUACAUUGAUGAGCUGUGUUCUCAGGAGGUCUUUGUCUCCAAGGUGGAAGCUGUCAUUCACCCUCAAUUUCUGGCAGAUCUGCUGUCCCCAGAACAACAGAGGGAUCCUUUGGCCUUGAUUGAGGAGCUGGAGCAAGAAGAAAGACUCAGUCUUGCCCAGCUGGUCCAGAAGCGACUCCUGGCCUUGGAGGAGGAAGAGGAUGCCGAGGCACCUCAAAGUUGCAGUGGAGUUCAGUCUGACUCAAGUCCUUCCUUUUCUGACGAGGAUGAAGAUGGGGGUGGGAGACUUCGGCCCUUACCUGGGGUUCGGGUGGCUGGGGGCCCCGUUCACCUUGGAAAGGCUGCUCCUCCAGGAAAGAGGGCAAAAGAAACGCAUGGUGGGCAGGAACGGGCCCCAGAUGGCCUGAAGGGAAUGCACAGGGAUGGGAACACCCUGCCAUCUCCCAGCAGCUGGGACCUGCAGCUAGAACUUGCAGCUCCACAGGGAACUCAAGGGUCUUUAGGUACGAAGAGAAGAGGGCCUGGGAAGGUUACAAACCAGAUGUCCCCACAUCAGAAUGACCUGGGAGGUGCUGGGUCCCCUGGGCAUGACCUAGUGGCUGAUGGGACUCCUGAGGCUCUGCCCCUUUGCUGGCAGGGAGGCCCCCAGCUUGAGAUGGUUCCCAGUUUGGAUGUUGGACUUGCAGAGCCGGCUCCUCUGCAAGAACAGAGCUUAGAAAAGCAGGUCCUGGGAUUGCAGACAGGACAACAGAUAGCGGGUCUUGGAGUGCCGUCUCAAGGGAAUGAGCUGUUUGCAGUGCCCCAGGAAGGCUCUUCAGGAGUCAUGUGGGGAGAUGACAGAAGUCCUCCCAUGGUUCAGAGUUAUGAGCAGAGCCCUUCUAGAGCAGCUGGGGACGGGGAUGGGGCUUCUCUCAGUCCAGGACUUUGGCUCAGCAGUGAGAUGGACGUCAUAGGCUUGGAGUUGCCCUUACAAAUUGAGGAGGUCACAGAGAACUUCUAUGAUGGGGAAUGUGUACCUGAGCACCAGGGAAGCUGCCAGGUACUGGGCUCCAGAAGCAACAUUUCUCUGGGUCCUGGAGAAACCACAAUACUUGGGGAUGUGGGAAGCAGUGCAAAUCCCUAUGGAAGCAUAGAUGCCACAGCUGCCCUAGAAAAGAGAAACCAUAGCUCAGCCUUGAGGCUUAAAGAAAAUCAAGACCAGAGCCUUGAGACUAUACAGGAGCCCAAUGACCUGUGGGCUGACAGUUGCCUUCUGUCACUAGAAAGCAGUAUUGAUGGCUCCACAGUGGUUUCCAAAGAAACCCUCCUGCCUACCUGUCAAGGCAAUAUCCUUAUCCAGGGGACCCAGGAUGCCUCCUUCUUCCCUGAAGCCAGCCAGGAGGCAGGGAGUGGCAAUUCCAUGUCCUCACUGUUGGAAACCACAGACCACAGCAACAUACUAGACGUUAGAGAUGACUGUGGCCUCCAGCUAGGGGUCAGCGAGGAGACCUGCCCACCAAAUUUUUAUUCUUAUGACCCCCAAGGAGAGGACACUGAUUUGCCCAAGCCUAAAGACCUUUCUCCUUUACCAGGGAAUCAAGAAUCUUAUGCAUACGGGACCCCCAGAUCCACAUCUCCCCAGGGCCUGGGGAGCACUUCCCCUCAAUGGGGAACCAGGGAUGCCUUAGGUCUGAAAGAAGCCUCUCUUGGUAGUGAAACAUGCAGUUCAGCAGAUGUGGCCAAAGCAAAGGAGGAGGCGGGGGAGGAAGAUGAGGAACUCUCCAACUUUGCCUACCUCUUGGCCUCCCAACUGAGCCUGUCACCGACGGGUCCUGCUCUCAGUCCUCACCCUGUCUCAGGCCCGUCGUCUACAGGUCAGGAGGCCCAGAGAGCAUCCCACUCCCUCUCUGCUGAGGCAAGAGGCCUCGGCCAACCUCCAUAUGUUGUUGCCAAGUCUAGGAAGCAAGCUCUAGUUGGAGGUCCAGUCCCUGCUGAAAAGAGGGCCUACCUGGGAGCUAAACUUGAGGUCUCUGGGGAGAAACCUCCGGUUCUCGGAGCAGUUCGACCCUCACAGGCCCCUAAGAGAAGGCGUGACAGUUUUGUCACGGGCAAAAGGAAGAAACGACGUCGUAACCAGUAGGGAACAGCAGGACCAUCCUAUCCCUCAUGCCAGUCCCUAAAGCAUCACCACUCCCCCCUUCCCUCCCUCCCCCAUUCCUGGGUUUCACCCCAGCCGCAUACCAAGCAGGGACUAGUUCUUAACCAUUUUGUGGUUCUGUAAAAGUGGUGAGUGUGGGGGAGGAAGUUCAGACAGGCCAGGUUGGCAGUGGUGCCUUGGGUGGGAGGUGAGGGGGAAGUACCUUUGGAAAAAGUUGUAUGGGGAAAAAAAUCAAUAAAGAUUUUGUUGUUAGAAAAUACUCUCACAUGUGCUCAUUUAGGUGGGGUAGGAUGCUGUAAAGAAAAGGUGGGGUGGCCCUGGAUUUUACAGAUUGACACCUUUCCAGCCUCAUCUAGGUUCCGAGAAGCCCCAGCACCGAGAAGUCCCCAGCGAGCACUUCAUUCCUCCUUUCAUCAAAGGGCUGGACUUGGCUGUUGGGAGGGCUUCUCUGGACAGCCUGUCAUUAUCUGUCUCCCUUUAAAAGUCUAUACAUGUUACGAGAUGCUCUGUUUUUUACCUGUCAAAUUUCUGGGAUAGGUAUCUAAUUUUCUAAGUCUAAUUUUCCAUAAUUGUGUCUAGACAUAGCACCUUUCUUUAGGAGAGCCUUGUUUUCUUCUUCCUUGAAGAGAGGCUGGACAGAAGGGAUUUCAAUGUCCUCAACUCACCCCAUAGCAGAAAAACCCUCCUGUGUGGCUGGUCUGAGAGGAGGCAUCAGUCUCAGUAGGAUAUUAAAUAUGGAAUGGUAAUUAGCUAGUUUUUAAUUUCUAAUGAGGACAGAACAAGAGGGAAUAGGCUGAAAAGAGGUUCAUGAGGAAGCCUGUUAAAAUGUGUGUAUGUGGGGCAUGAUAACACGAGGGAAGGAUAUGAGAGUCGCACGAUUUCUGUGCAGGAAAGCACCCUGUCCAGCUGCAAGUGCAGAGGAUUCAUCCAUGGACAAGAGUAUGGACCUUGGGAACCU
Messenger RNA from Rhinolophus ferrumequinum (greater horseshoe bat), 4348 nucleotides. RefSeq names its product NUT midline carcinoma family member 1 (gene NUTM1). The record is from RefSeq and is a predicted model, not a curated record. The transcript has 7 exons. NCBI's taxonomy places the organism in Eukaryota, Metazoa, Chordata, Mammalia, Chiroptera, Rhinolophidae. The coding region runs from base 16 to 3372 and encodes 1118 amino acids.